AAGGCUAGAGUCAGGAGCAGAGACAGGCACACAAAAAGUGUUCCAAUGAAGAGGGAAAAGUUGAGAUAGGGAUUACAGCAGGCCGAGAUAAGAGGCCUCGACUUGCAAGAGUGCUAUCAAGCUUGGGGAAAGUGCAAAGGGCCGGCACGAUAGCAUCUGUCUACUGAAGAGAAUGGGCCUCCUGGUGAGCAGUGCUGGAGUCUAUUUUAUCCUAUGCCUUUGGAGCUUUCUUUUUGGACUUUCUUCAGUCUUCUGCCAGGAUCUGAGAGAACGGGAUGCUCUGUGCAACGCUGAAGGCUGUUAUGUGGUCUACUUCCAGCGCAAAACUUUUCUAGACUCAUGGAGGGCUUGCAAAGAAAACGGGGGCAACCUGGCUACAAUCAAACGCAGCAAGGAAGCCAAGACCAUUGCCUCUUUGUUUUCUACUGUGGAUUUAAGGUACUCGAGAACCAAGGUGCAGGUGUGGAUAGGCCUUCAACGCCAGCCGAGGCAAUGCACCGCCGCACGUCCACUUCGGGGGUACUCCUGGACGACAGGUGACCAGGAUACGGAGUACACCAACUGGUUAAAGGAUGACUCUCCUACUAUGUGCUCGGUGCCACGCUGUGUUGCCAUGGCAUACAGCACAACGGAUCCAACCAACAACUUCAAGUGGAUAGAUGGUUCUUGCUCAGUUCCUGUUGAAGCUUAUCUCUGCUACUAUGCCUACCAGCAAAUGUGUGACGCCCUGCCAAGUGAAGGGGCGGGCAGCGUCAAUUACAACACGCCAUUUCACCUUUUAAGCACUAUUCUGACACAUGUCCCCUUUGGUUCCGUGGCUACCGUACCUUGUUCCGAUGAAAAGGAAGAGACGGUUUUGUGCAUGCUCCAAGAUAACGGUUCGGCAGGUUGGUCCAGAAACUCGCCAAUUUGUCUCGAUGUGCCUCUUCAAUACAACUGGUGCGAGGAUGAAAAUGGCGGGUGCGAGCAUAUUUGUAAACAGACAGAGGACCAUUAUGUUUGUGAAUGCGAUGGCGGUUAUGUACUGGGACAAGAUAAGCAUAGUUGCGAUCAGGUUGAUGUAUGCCAAUUAGCACCAUGCGAGCACGAGUGCCUACCUCUGUCCGACGGGUUCCGCUGCGCCUGUCCCGAGGGCUACAUGCUGGCUCCGAACGAGCACGGAUGUGUGGACGUGGACGAGUGCCUGCAGAGUCCGUGUGAGCAGGUCUGCGUCAACGCCCCUGGUACUUUUCAGUGCACCUGUCGCGAGGGAUACCAACCGGGCGAGGACAGCGAGUGCGAUGACGUGGAUGAAUGCGCUGGUGACCCAUGUGAGCACGCCUGUGAGAACACUCCAGGCUCUCAUAUCUGCCACUGCCAUCUGGGCUACUCCCCGCUACCGGAGAACCCCAGCCAUUGCCAGGACAUCGACGAAUGCCAGAUUGCCGGGACUUGCGAGCAGAUGUGCGUCAACUACGAAGGUGGAUUUGAAUGCUAUUGUGAGGAGGGGUACGAGCUUCUGAAUGAUUUGUAUUCCUGUCGAAAGGUUACCAAAAUAGAUGACCAAUAUGCUGCUAAACCUUUUCCCUGGGCCACACACCAACCACGUCCAACUGAAGACUAUGAACUAGAUGACGACUAUGAUGACUAUACAAUACAGGCUCACACUAAUUGGCCUGCUGAGGUGGACCAGUCUCUAAAUUUGCUUACAGAUGCACCUAAAUUUGAGGAUCCUAAUAUCAUUUGGGUCACUGGGUCACCACUAGAUCCAUUUAAUUUUCCAACAGAAGGCACUACUGAGUCAGAAGAUAUCGAUCAUUCAGACCCUGACAUAUGGUUAGAAAGGAAAGAACAUGUACAGUCAGAAAUCGCCGAAACUGCUAUUCCUUCGACAUCCCCUUCAACCUUUAUCUCUAGCACCAUGUCAGACUGGUACGAAGCUGAGGAGGAGACCACUACUCCUCAUCCUACAUCGUUGUCCACCUCCACAGUCUCUGAAGGUGCUUGGAACUUUUGGAAUCUCAUUAUAACCCCAAACACCAAAUCUGUAACCCAGGAUCCCUUCAUAGACUAUAAGGCACCUCCUGACUAUGACUAUGAAGUACCUAUCAUCCCUAGAGAGAGAGAACCAUACACCAUCACCUCUCCUUCCCCAGGGGCAGCAGAGGAAAUUGCGGAGGACUACGAGGAUAUCACAGCAUCCUCUAAACCAUUUUUUUCCACAAAGUCCAGCCCUCCUCUGGAUUCCUCCGGCGUUGGCAAGGGAGUUGACUUGGAUUCCGUUCAACCUGACAGGGAGCAGAGCCAGAGCACCACUUGGCUCUUGGUCGGCCUUCUUGUGCCUAUCUGCAUUUUUGUCCUGGUGAUGGUGGUACUGGGCAUCGUUUAUUGUACACGGUGCGCAGCGCAGUCCCGGAACAACAAGAACACUACGGACUGCUAUCACUGGAUCUCAGGGGCACAUGAUAAACAGGGCGCUGCUAACCCUUCAGUAGGGGUCAAGACGCACGUUUAAGGGAGAGUGGCGUUGAUAUAAACAAACUCUUCAGAAAGAUAAAUAAUGAGCUACCUAUGGGACGAUUUGCUCAUAUUUCUUGAUGACUUGACAGUGACUGGACACUAAAGACCAGUGAUAUGGUUGGCUAUGUGGAAUAAAAGACUGCUUUGAAACUUAAUACACUGAUCCACGUAGCUAAUUGAGUCAAGAUUGCACUGGGAAAUCCCAAAUCUUAAAUCACUUGUGUUAUUACAGCAAGAACUGAAUUGGCUCUAUUCACGCUGACGCCACAGAAUCGGCAGACAUUUGGAAACAUGCAAAUGACGGCCUUCUUUGGACUUUGCUGGUGACAAAAUUUGGGAAAACUGACAAAAUGCUUUUCUUUAUCUGUAUGUCAUUGUAUUCUUUCUUUUUUCCUUUUAUGUAUUAUAAUUUGUCUAACUUAAAAAAAUAUGUUAUUGUAGCAUUACGUUAUGUUCGACAAAUCAAUAGUUAAAACCAGAUUCCUGUAAGUGACAUCGAAGACGCGAUUAGAGUCAUGUCCCCCAUGGAAAGCUUUGGCAGGUUGUGAAAACGCUGCUGCUGAAUCUACGGUUUUAUCACAUGCCCAGUGUCGGUAACUACACCGGUAGUCGUCAUCCGCAUGUUUCUAAACGUCUUCCGGUAAGCGUGAAUAAAGCCUAUUAUGUUUUCAUGUGCCUUCAAAAGUGUUCCAAGCUAGUUCUUUUGCUCACUGAGUGCAACACUGUAUAUAUUUGUUCCCGUCAAAAGGAGCUGGACUACAGUACCUUUAACUUAUAUUGGAACCCUGAAUAAAUCUGGUAUGUGUAGUUUUACUUUUAGAGACUGUCAGAAACCAAAAUUAGCUUAAGCAAUUCUCCAGUAGUAAUUUAUGGCGACAUUUGAAUCACUGCAAUUACAAUCAAGAUAGACAGAUCGUUUUACAGACUGAUUUAAAACACACCCAGUUCAUGGGUAACUUAAUGACUGAUGGUGAAAGUUAACACAGCAAACUUUGAAAAUUUUGGAUAGUCACAGUGGUGCCAACAAUGCCUAAUUUAUUCUGAUAAUUUCGGUUAAUAUUCUUAAGAAAAUAUCAUCAUUUUAAAGUGUAAAUGGUACAGUGUGUAACUGUUGGGGAGUUUGUUACCUGCUUGUUUUUAUGGAGAUGUUAUUGCUUCACCUGGAAUGUUACACAGUCUAGCAUUAAAAUUCAUGCAUUUUUGUUUCCAAUUACAGGUGUUUUUACUGCUAAAAGAAACAAUGAUAUAAUGUCAAUAGUGUAGCUUUACCGACAAGAGUCCAUAAAUAGAUUAGUUUAAAAUCCUACUGUUCAACAUCAGCUCAAUAACUCAGAUGGUACACCCAUUAAAAAAGUUGCAUUGUACCCUUUUAAGCAAUAAUUUUACUAGAGUUCUAACCCAGGAUGCCACCUUAUUGCCUCUGUACAUAUUCACCAGCGAAGACAGAGCGACCGAGUUGAAAAUACUGUGUUGAAAAGACCAAAACGUUGGCCUUUCUCUGUAUAUAACUGUUUUAUAUUUAUGUUACUUUUGUAUGAGCCAUUUUUAUAAGUAACAACUUAAAGAUUUGAGCAAUGUGCUUGUGAUUUUAUAGACCCACAUAAAUUUGCCCCAAGGAAUGUUCGUCUGCUCGUCAUAAUAUUUUCCUCCAUGGCUUUGACUGUUAAAGACCUCACAGAUGUUCCCACUGAAGCUGUAAGGUCUCAUAGUUGACACUCACCUUGCUCAUGAGCGAUCCCUCCAUUGGCAGACCCAGCUAAUUUAUUAACCCAGCCAGCAGUGCCUUGUCAAAUACACCCGCACAUGUUUUACAGCUGUGUUGAAUCAUAGCCAUGUGUGUCAGGACUUUUUUUUAUUAUGGAGUAAAAGCAGGGAUUAAUAUAUCGAAAGAGGAAGUGUCUCAAAUGGUUUUCCAGAGGUGUUCUCACGGGUGGCCUGGUACACAAGUAUAAGGAACAAAACACAAGCACUUACAAAACAAAGCAGGAAAUGAAUGGGUUUUUCUGAGUGCAAAUGGAACAGUGCAGUGCGUGGUGUGUUUAUUUAAUCCAAUGCAAGUGGAGGGUAAAAGACGGUGUGUCCUUGUUGUCUCUUUGUCAGUACUUGUGAAAUAAAAGUUUGAAACAAGUUCAA
Boleophthalmus pectinirostris (great blue-spotted mudskipper) is the source of this 4632-nucleotide messenger RNA. It is a transcript of the gene cd248a, whose product is annotated as CD248 molecule, endosialin a. The record is from RefSeq and is a predicted model, not a curated record. Gene Ontology annotation, cellular component: extracellular matrix; external side of plasma membrane. Lineage: Eukaryota; Metazoa; Chordata; Actinopteri; Gobiiformes; Gobiidae. Gene Ontology annotation, molecular function: extracellular matrix protein binding; extracellular matrix binding; calcium ion binding. Gene Ontology annotation, biological process: cell migration. Bases 173 to 2494 code for a protein of 773 amino acids. The transcript has a single exon.